Lates calcarifer (barramundi perch) is the source of this 3178-nucleotide messenger RNA. It is a transcript of the gene dnttip2, whose product is annotated as deoxynucleotidyltransferase, terminal, interacting protein 2. Gene Ontology annotation, biological process: RNA processing. NCBI's taxonomy places the organism in Eukaryota, Metazoa, Chordata, Actinopteri, Centropomidae. The transcript has 7 exons. Gene Ontology annotation, cellular component: nucleolus. Gene Ontology annotation, molecular function: RNA binding. The record is from RefSeq and is a predicted model, not a curated record. The coding region runs from base 63 to 2798 and encodes 911 amino acids.
AUUAGUCUAGUCUAGCCAUCACACCGGAAGUGAGAGUGAGGGGGUAGCAGCCACCGAGCAAGAUGGUGGCCACCAGGAGAGGAGUACGCGUAAGCUCUCCGGCUAAAACAAACUCCGACCAGUCCUCCGACGUCCCGGCCACUCCUUCCACUGGUCGGAGAACCCGGAGAGCUGCGAAACAAGCAGAGAGUCCUACCCAUCAUGCCCUGGUGGAGAUCAGCAGCCAGCUUGAGAAAAGUGAGGGAGGACCUCCAGUAUCUCCACCGACCCCCUUGCUGAAAAGAUGCACCCGAGCUUCCAGACUACACAGUCCAGAGCAGCCCUCCACACCAGUGGGCUCCACCCAUGAAGGAGACGUGUCAGACCUGGAGUCCUGCUGCUCCGUGUUGUCCGACAUCGAACCUCCAGUGACGCGCACCAGAAGCAGGAGGAGACAGCCCCGUGCAGUGAGUCGGGAAGAUGAAGAGGUAUCUGAGGUGGAGUCGUGCUCUUCUGCAGUUUCAGCGUCGAAAGCUGGCCAGAGAAGUCGCCGGAGCACAAGGAGCAAGACGACUGCUGAACCCUCUGACCCAGCUCGUGUUGAGGAGGAAGAUGUCGAGGUCGGCCAUGCGCUGGACUCCGAGUCCUGCGGCUCUGCGGUGUCUGAAUCCAAGAGAGUUACCAGAAGUCAGAGAACACCUGCCCGCACCCGAUCGUCCGCCAAACACCAAACUGAGGACUCAGAGGUCUCAGAUGCUGACAGCUGCGCAUCCAGUGUCUCAGGAGUUGACAUUCCUAAGUCCAGCACCCGUAGAUCCACAAGAUCUAGAAGGCAAACACAGCCCGUCCCCCUACACCUACACGAGACCUCGGAAGGCUCUCAGUCCCCUGCUCCGACUGGUCGACAGACCAGGGCAGCUAGAGGGAAGACACCAGCAACUGUAGAUGUCAGCGAGCCACCAUCUUGUGAAUCUGACGGGUUUGAGUCUGGGCCCACUUUCAGUAUGUCCACUCGUCGACGGGGCAGGACCCAGUCCACACGUCCCACAGCUCUGGACUCUGACUCUGAGCUGACGGGCGUGCAUUCCCCAUUGGGCAAGGGAACUCCCUGCAGCAGCCGGACAGGCUCAGGGAACAGCAGCCGAGGCACUCCGGCGUCCAGGCGCUCAGCGAAAGACCUGUGCGCUGUUCUAGAAAAAGCCGGAGAGCCGACUGAAGAGGACAGCUCAUUAAAUGACUCUAGGUUAGAAAGCACGGUGAUCGCUGAGGAUGCUGACUGCACACUAUUGGAGGAACAUGAGAACCAGACGCUGGAGAAAGAAGAAGGAGUGAAUAGUGCUGGUCUUACAUUAGAUGAGGCAGAUACGAAAGUAGUGGAAAAGGGAGAAAGGGAAGAAAUUGCUGGUGAGCCUGCAGUGAUGGCCAAAGACCAGCAGGAGGAGCCGUCUGCUGAAAAUAAAGACGGGGACACCUCAGAGAUGGAAAUGAUGCAGGAAAUGAUCCAGUCAUCAGAGCCGUCAAAGCCUUGCCAAUCAGUUGCAAUAACAGAAUGUGAGAAGGCUUCUGAAAUCACCGAGGAGAAGGUCGAAGCCAUGGAGGUAGCUGAUGUGGACGCCCACUCAUCACAGGCACAGGGAGAUAAGGGUGCGGAUGAGGAUGCAGUUGCAGAAACCAGGCCCAGUGUGGAGGAGAAAAUGGAAGUCAGCACAGUGAACGCAGACACUCAGCAGGUGGUUGAUGCCAGUGAGGUGCAAGUCGAGUCCAUUCAGGUAACAUCUAGCCAGCAGCACAAAAUCACAGUGGGUUCUGACUCUGAACAGCGACCUAGAGACGUCAUUGUCCAGAAGUCAAAAGUGACCAGCUUGCUGGAGAGCAGCGAUGAUGAAGAUGAAUAUGCUGAAGAGGAGGAGGAAAAGGAAGUGGAAGAGGAGGAUUUGGGAUACAGGGAGGAGGAGGAGGAGGAAAGAGGAGGACCUUCCAAGAAGUCAGACGCAGCGGCUGCAUCAGUUGCAGGACUGUUUAUGAUUGACACUCGGCCCGGACAAGAGGCCGAUGAACAUUACUACAAGGAGAGGCCAACGGAGGAGGAAGAGGAGGCCAAACCGAAAGAAGCUGGGCUGGAGGAGCAAGAUGAGGAGUUUCUGGAUGAGGAGGGGGAUGAUGACGAUGACGAAGAUACAAAAAUCCUCUUCUCGAGUCGAAAUCCUCAGCUGAAAGAGUUGUCCAGCCGCAUUGACCCCGGCAUCAGAUUGAAGGAGCUCGGGGGUUUAUACAUCAAUUUUGAUGGCAGCAAAUCAAAACCUGUCUCCAGUUCACUGCAAAAACUGAAGGAAAAGAAGAUCCAAGAUGAGGUGAUGAAGAAGAGUGUGAUUGGACCAGACUUUGAAAAGAAGGACGCGGUGCCUCCAUACAGUGAAUCCAAACAAGCCUUAAAACUGAAACGCAGAGCAGAGAAGGAGAAAUCAACAGGAGAUGGUUGGUUUAAUAUGAAAGCCCCAGAGAUCACCCAGGAGCUGAAAGGAGACCUCAAAGUCCUGAAGAUGAGAGGCUCCAUGGACCCCAAGAGGUUCUACAAGAAGAACGACAGAGAUGGCUUUCCCAAGUAUUUUCAGGUUGGUACAGUGGUGGACAGCGCAAUCGACUUUUAUCAUUCCCAUAUUCCCAAGAAGGAGAGGAAGAGGACCAUGGUGGAGGAGCUGCUGGCUGACGCUGAGUUCAGACACAACAACAAAAAGAAAUACCAGCACAUUGUGACAGAGAAAGCAGCGCAGGGAGCUGGUAAGAGAAACAAGAAGAAGAAUAAAUUCCGUAAGAAGUAAAUAUGAAGACUGAAUAGAUUUACAUUGAAUGGAUAUACACAGCUCUUCAACAGAAGGUGGGUUUCUUCUUAAUGACUGGAGCAUUAGCACACUUUGGGACUUGAACAUGAUGGUUUACAGAGUCCUUCUGAUUUAUGACCCUUCAUCUCUAAAGAUGGAUUGAGUUCAUGUGUCUACACAAAGAAAAGAUCAUACAAGUCAAGUGGAUUCAGAAAUAGUCUUUACUUUGUACACUUAACAGUAAAUGUGGUAUACAUGCUUCUAUUUACAAGUCAUUUUUAAUCAAAUUGACCUGUAUUUUCAAAACAUGUUGCUGUGCAAUAAUGUAUCAUUCACACAAUACGAGCAUCUGACAAUAAAAUAUCUUCUUUUGACUGGCA